Orycteropus afer afer is the source of this 4065-nucleotide messenger RNA. NCBI's taxonomy places the organism in Eukaryota, Metazoa, Chordata, Mammalia, Tubulidentata, Orycteropodidae. The record is from RefSeq and is a predicted model, not a curated record.
AUGGGGGACCUCAAGGAGGCGGGGGCCGAGGCUCCGCCGGUGGGCGCCGCUGCUCCAGGAAGGCUCAGCCUUCUGCCGCAGGGAGAGGCCGAGGAAUCCUCGACACAGGGGUCCGCUCUGUUCCUGGGUGGCACGGAGGUGAAGAGCCGCGCUGUGGUGAAAUAUUCUUCUGCCCCUCCUCGCACAGCAUUUGCCCGCCUCGAGGAGAAGACGGACCUGAAGCUCCCACCUGCCAACUGGUUGCGAGAGAGUGCCAAGCUGGGGCCGGCGGGGACCACCAUUCUUGGCCAUAGUAAGAGAAGCAAGCCAUUUUCAAGUUUUGGUAUGGCGUACGACUUUAUUGAUUCGGUGGGAAAUGAUGUGGAUGUGGUGUCUGACUCUGAAAACAUAAAAAAGCUCCUGAAGAUUCCCUACAGCAAGUCUCACGUGAGCAUGGCGGUGCACCGCGUGGGAAGGACGCUCCUGCUGGACGAGCUUGAUAUCCAAGAACUGUUCAUGAGGUCAUCACAGACUGGGGACUGGACGUGGCUGAAGGAGUUUUACCAAAGGCUGAUUGACCAGAAGUGGCAGAGGAAGAAGAAGAGCAAGGAGCACUGGUAUCAGAAAGCCAUCCUCUCCAAGUUCCUGUAUUACAGUAUUAACGGUGAUGGAGCUGCACAGCCAGUGUCGUCUGCUGCCGACCAGCAGGAGUCAUCCGGUGCAGGUCAGACACAAGGCGCGGAGGGGCCUUCAUGGCCGGCCCCUUUUGAAAUGCCUGCCUCGGUCUCUGAAGAUCCCAGUGCCUCGAAUCAGGAAAGGGAGCCUUUGGGGCCCUCAUACUUAUGGGGGCAUGUGGCCUCAGCACCCAAAGAACAAAACCUGACUGCUUUAGUCAGUGACGGGGAGAACAGUCAGGGUCUUAAAAAUGAUUUUGUUCGGAAUAUUUUGUGGACAUUUGAGGAUAUACAUAUGCUGGUUGGCUCCAACAUGCCUAUAUUUGGAGGAGGCAGAUAUCCAGCGGUCAGCUUACGUCUCAGGGAUAACAACAAACCAAUUAAUGUGCUAACUGGAAUUGACUAUUGGUUGGACAACUUGAUAUGCAACGUACCAGAGCUUGUGAUGUGUUUUCAUGUCAACGGGAUUGUGCAGAAGUACGAAAUGAUCAAGACAGAGGAGAUCCCCAAUUUGGAAAACUCCAAUUUUUCCACUAAAGUCAUAAAGGACAUUGCACAGAACAUCUUAUCGUUUCUGAAGUCAAACUGUACCAAAGAAGGCCAUACCUACUGGCUGUUUAAAGCAAGUGGCAGUGAUAUAGUGAAGCUCUAUGACCUCACGACUCUGUGUGAGGAAACUGAAGACAAGUACCAAAACCCGUUCACGAUGCCGGUGGCCAUCCUCCUGUACAGGGUUGCUUGCAACAUGAUGGUGAAGAAGACUCAAAACAAGAAGCACUAUGGGACGAUUAGGACGUUGCUCCUUAAUUGUGUUAAACUGUUGGACAAAAGCAGGCACCCUCAGAUUAUUGCUUCAGCCAAUUACAUGCUUUCAGAACUUUUUCAAUUGGAUGAACCUAAAAAAGAGGAAAGUUCAGAAUCUCCUUUAAAUGAGAACUCUGAUGAAAGUUACAGUGAGGAGGAGGAGGAGGAGAUGCCAGACAGCGAUGAAAACGGAUCCUACAGCACCAGCUCUGACCCCUCAGAGGACAACAAGGCGGUGGCUAUAAUUAAGUCUGUUGGAGAAUUGUCAGUCCCUGAAAAAUACAAAUCCAUCCAUCAGAUCAGACCAAGCUGUGCGUUUCCAGUUUGCCAUGACACAGAAGAGCGCUGUAGACUGGUUCUUAGCUACGUCCUAGAGGGUUUAAAAUCUGUGGAUAGCAGCAUCAAAAAAGAAGGUGACCUUCCUGCAGCUGACCCCAACACCCCGAUUCCACUGAAGUAUGAGGAUGAAUCCACUCAGGGGGGUCCUGAGGGCCUGGAGAAGCAGAUGGCCUUGUUUCUGGACAAAAUGGGCUCCCUGCAGAAGGGCCAUUACUCCAGUCAGUCUGGGAUGACCCCUGGGUCGUGGCAACAUAAGAUGAAACUUCAGCUGAUUCUCAAGUCAUCCAAGGCCUACUAUGUUUUGUCUGAUGCUGCAAUGAGUCUUCAGAAAUACGGAAGAGCCUUGCGAUACAUUAAGUUGGCCUUGCAGAGCCAUGAUACCUACUGCUGCCUGUGCACCAAUAUGCUUUCGGAAGUGCUGCUGUUCCUUUCUCAAUACCUGACGCUCUGCGGGGACAUCCAGUUGAUGCUGGCCCAGAAUGCAAAUAACAGAGCCGCACACCUUGAAGAGUUUAAUUAUCAAACCAAAGAGGAUCAGGAGAUACUGCACAGCCUCCACAGAGAGUCCAGUUGUCAAGGAUUUGCGUGGGCCACUGAUCUAUCUACAGAUUUAGAAAGUCAGCUUUCAGUUAGUUGUAAAUGUUAUGAAGCUGCUAAUGAAAUCUUACAGUUCAGUGACCUAAAAAGCCAGAAUCCAGAGCACUACGUACAAGUCCUGAAGAGAAUGGGUAACGUUAGAAAUGAAAUCGGUGUGUUUUAUAUGAAUCAGGCUGCUGCGUUGCAGAGUGAGCGAGGAGUGAGCAAAAGUGUGUCUGCUGCAGAGCAACAGUUGUGGAAAAAAAGCUUUUCUUGUUUUGAAAAGGGAAUUCACAACUUUGAGUUAAUCGAUGACGCUACAAACACUGCCCUUUUAUUGUGUAACACGGGAAGGCUGAUGCGAAUCUGUGCACAGGCGCACUGUGGAGCUGGCGACGAGCUGAAACGUGAAUUCUCACCGGAAGAAGGCUUAUAUUACAAUAAGGCUGUUGAUUACUAUUUGAAAGCUCUUAGGUCAUUGGGUGCACGAGAAAUACACCCCUCCGUUUGGGAUUCGGUGAACUGGGAACUGUCCACUACUUACUUUACUAUGGCGACUCUCCAACAAGAUUACGCCCCACUGUCCAGAAAAGCUCAGGAACAGAUUGAGAAAGAAGUCAGUGAGGCCAUGAUGAAGUCACUGAAGUACUGUGACGUGGACUCGGCGUCUGCUCGGCAGCCCUUGUGUCAGUACCGGGCUGCGACCAUCCAUCACAGGCUGGCUUCCAUGUACCACAGCUGUCUGCGCAACCAGGUUGGUGACGAGCAUCUUAGGAAGCAGCACCGGGUCCUGGCAGAUCUCCACUACAGCAAAGCUGGGAAGCUUUUUCAGUUACUGAAAGACACUCCAUGUGAACUACUGAGAGUGCAGUUAGAAAGAGUAGCAUUUGCGGAAUUUCAGAUGACCAGUCAGAAUAUGCUGGAUGUGAGCGGGCCCCUGGGGAAGGCCAUGCUUACCUGCUGCGUCUCCUGCCUGCUGGCUCCCAAGAGUGAUGAGCCUGCCCCAGCUGCUGAUGUGGCUCCUAAUCUCAAUGGAGAGGAAGUGGUGAGACUCCUUGGCAUAUUUGAAUCUCGGCUGUCAUUCCUUCUCCUUCAAUCCAUCAAACUACUCUCUUCAACUAAAAAGAAAACAAGUAACGUGGAAGAUGAUGUCGUCCUCAGAGCCCACAAGCAGGUUUACUCCCAGCUUCUGAGAGCGACAGCGAACAGAGAUGCGACUCUCUCGGAGAGGACCGGCGUCGUGGUCCGCUUGCUGGACCAGCUUGCCCGCAGCGGCGGGAGCUUCGGCGGCAUGGCUCAGCUGGCCAGCCCGUCCAGCUGUGGCCUCACGUCACCGUUGCGCCUCCACCUCACAGGCGGCCGGCCGUCUGCUCACCAGCCAGGCUUCCUUGAGGGAACUGGCACCGCACUGGAGAGCAGCAGCCAGGAACAGCGCAGGUCCGUGCCAUACACCACGCAGGCACGGAGUGCUCCGAGUCAGGAGGUGAUGUUCACGCUCUGCACCAGGUCUGACUUCGGGCAGGACGCGGGCCUCCUGGCUGUGGCUGCCUGCCUCCCCGGCCUGCAGCUGGGGUGGACGCACUGUGGAGACGGGCCUGGAGCCGACAGGAAGGCCAAGCAGGGCCCCGCAGGACGCUCGCGCAUCACCUACCUCCCUAAGCAACCAAGAAUUAUUCAGCGGAUUGUAUCUUGA